Cinara cedri is the source of this 4936-nucleotide messenger RNA. Lineage: Eukaryota; Metazoa; Arthropoda; Insecta; Hemiptera; Aphididae. The record is from the annotation of a GenBank genome assembly.
UAUACAUAUAAUGUCGAUCAAGUCUAGUACGAGCAAAUAUUAUAUUUUCAUGUACCUAUAACCGAGCGGCCGAGUCGAUGAAAAUAAAAUUAUCUGUACGUGCACGACAAUGACUUUUUCCAAUGAGUUUAUCGUCUGUCUUGCAGCGUUGUAUAUCAUUGCCGGUUAUACCUACAACAGCAAUGCCCACGGUGAGUACCUAUCUAAAUAAACAUUUAAUUUAAUUUUUUUUUUUUCUUUUAUUAUAUUCGUUUAUUGUAUACAAGAGGCUCGUCGUUAUUUAUUCUCGUCCAAAACAUUACGUCAUGAUGUGACGACGGUUUUUUUGUGAAAUCACAACACGCCACGGUCGUCGUACGGGACGAUCCACAAUAAAAGGUGCUUUAAAUACUUGCCUGUACUUCCAGUCUUGUGAUUCAAUACGAUAAAAUGUGAAAAUUUGGGUUGAUUUUUUUUUUUCAAAUUUAUCUCGUAUUUUCAAACACAUAUUCCCAAUUCUCUCGUAUGCGCAUUCAAAUAAUUAUCGAUAAAAUAAAUUGUAUAAAUAAAUCAAAACCAACUAAUGAUACUUAUCGUUGCAGCCGUUAUUUAAUGUUAUUUAUAUACUUAUAUAAUGUAAAAACCGAGUUCCUGUAAUAUUAUUUUUAUUGUUUUACCUACCAAAUAUUUAAAUAAUAAUUAUAUAAUAUGUUAGAUAUGUUCAGGUUUUCGAUUUACUUUUAAUCUACCGUUUAGGUAUAGAUAAGUUUGGACGCAUAUUAUAUUGAAAAGAUGUUCGAAGUGAAGACAUUUUAAUGAAAACAUACUGAUUAAUUGAUUUACGUGAACAUAAUAUUUUGACGUACAGUUAUAAAAUAUGUGAAUAUUGCUUUGAUAAAUUUUAACGAAAUAUUUGUAUACAAGCGUAUAAUUAUAAUAAUAUAAUAAUAUAAUAUUGAUAUGCAAAAUUAUGUUAUUGACUGUGAUAUUAUAAUAUAUAUAUAUAACAUUGUUAUUUUGUGGUGGCAAUUUUUUUUUUUUUAAAUUUAUUAUCGCUGACAAAUUGUUUUGAAAAUGUAUCUCGGAAUUCAUGUCAUGAAUUCGAGAAUAAUGAGCCCUGGAGCAAACAGUAAAAGUGGGCCCCAUUGAGCAUAUUAUAAGAGAUACGUUCGAUUUUCCGACAAUUGAUAAGAAAAAAUAAAAUCAGGUUCUCCAACAUUGAGACUUUAAAAUCACACUAACCCGUAUAAUCGUUUAUGUAUUUAUAUUAGGUUUUUACCUAAUUGUUUGUUAGGUUUAUAUUAGGAUUUUUUUCUUAUCAGUUAUCGAAGAGAAUACCCUAUCAUUAAAUAAUUAUUCGUAUAUGAGACACGGGUUAAAUUUAUUUUUAUUGCAAAAAUACAUGACCAGCAGUAUACCUACUGUUAUAGCAGAGAAAACCAAGUGAAAUUUAGAUUAAAAAAUUAUUAUACAGUUUAAUAUAAAUAUAAUUUAGUAUUUAAACAAAAAUUAAACACAAUAGAAAAUAGAUAUUUUACUUGUAAGAACCGCAUCGCGUGACAUUUCGUAUAUCUAAGCCCGUUCACUGUGUUUCCAUUUGUAUUGUUUAAAGGCGUGUUGGAUAGGAUGCAUACUAGCUAAUAUUAUGACAUUCACGUAACAAUUAUAGAGAUAAUAAUAUUUUUAUUAUGAACGAUGUACAAUAAUUUAUUAAUAAAAGACAAAAAAUAUUUGCAAAAUCGGCGUCCCCGUCGUUAUCGUGCGCGUAAAUUCAAACAAUGUACGUGCGCAAGAAACCUAUCUACCUAUACUGUCCUACCUAUUUUCGCCCAGUAUGUUGGGGUGCUAGAAUACGCAUACGGCGGUCCUUGGGCCUCUCGUAAGAGACGACCAUCCAACAUUCAGAAGAUAGCUAAUGGUCGUUGAACAUUUCUGGGCAUAAGUAGGGACGAGGGACACUGAAAACAUGAACAAGUUUCUAAAAAUCCACAUCGGUUAACCACUAGCCGAUCGGUUCGGUGACCAAAAUAAUAGUAGAGAUCCCUGCAGGUACCUCGGGUGAAUCCACCAAUGAUCAUUAAUUGUUACAACGGGAGAGGGGGAGCCCAAUGCACGCCAUCGAUUCGUCGCCCCGGUCGCAUGUUCCUGUUAAUGAGUCUAUCUCGACCGAAACGUGAUGGUUUUGAGACCAGCGCUAAAAUUAUAAUAAAAACCGUCGACCAAGCCGAAGGAGCCGAACGCAACCUAAUUGCAUCCCGAAGCAGUAUUGUACGACUUGCCGUUGCUGGUGUUUCCUAAAACGUUAUGUAGGUGACCGUUUGAGGGAUCCAAAAAAUCUGGAUAUUCUCUGUCCUACCUACAAUUAUUUCAGAACAGUUUUCGUUACCUAAAACAAAUUAUAUCCUUAAAUUCGGUUGACGAAUAAAUGUCACGUGAAAUUAUGAAAUUUUAUAGCAAAACAAUUAUUAUUAUAGAUAGUGACAAGCAAUAAGUUUUUAAAUUUCAAUUUUAAAAUAUCUAGUAGAUAAUACCGUUUAUAUUAAUAAAUCUUUCUCAAAUGUCUAAUCAUGUUUACGGACACUGUCUCGAAAUCACCAGCUACUUCUAUUAAAUAUAAAAAAUACUAUACAAGGUCUUCCAAAUUUUAUUUUACAGCGAAAUUUUCCAUGAAAUACUUAUUUUAUUAAAAAAUUACUUAUGUGAAAACUUUUUAAAUCAUAAUUCAAAAUGUAACAGUCCUUAAUUUAGUUACCUAUGUAGUGAGCCGGACUAGAUAGUACGACUCAAAACCAUAUAUCGACACGAAGUCACCUAUGACUGACAGCUUUUCAGUGAAAAAGUUUACUAUCUCCUGAAAUAAUAAUGAUAAUCAAAUUCUGUCUUUUCAUAUUAUUUAUUUUAAAAAACUCUAUGAAAUAUCUUCAAUUUUUUUAAAAAUAAUAAAACAAAAAGUUUUUUACCGUUUUAUCGAUUUCAGAUUCAAAUCUUCAAUCAGAACAGCCGAAAAACGAACCAUCCGGAGACUGUUUAAAUUGCAUUUGUGAAGCUAUGUCAUCGUGUAACAGCAGUACUGGUUGUAGUGGUGGGGUGUGUGGCAUUUUUAAAAUCACGCGAGAUUACUGGAUAGACUCUGGCAGACCAGUUAAAAAUGGAGAUAAUCCAAAAAACAAUAACGGUAAAAAACAAACAAAUAUGUUAAUUGGUUUUUUUUUUUACUUAGUUAUUAGGACUAUUAGGUUUUCUGUUGAAAGAAAAAAAAACUGAUUCAAUUAUCGAUUAUUAUCGAUCAAUAAACGUUCUCGUGAGAUUAAAUUACAUAAAAUAUGAACACGAGCGUUUCACUUUUUAAUAGGAUAUAAUUUAACUGUAUGUAGCGUUGGUACAGUUUAUCAUAAGAGGUGCUUUCGUUUUUAUAUUAUUUAAUGGUAUUUGUCUAAUAUUUUUUCAGCGUUUGAGAAGUGUGCCACCGAUCCGAAGUGUGCAAGAAAAUCAACCACAAAUUAUCUGACCAGAUUUGCUCAGGUAUCAACAAGUUCAAGUAUUUAUAGGUUCAGUGAUAUAUGAUAAUGAAAGUAUUGCGGAGGGCAAAAUUAAUAGACUCAUAAAUGGCUGUAAGAUAAAGUAUAGAGGAAAGCUACAGGUGUGAUUUAUGUUAAAAAUAUGCUACUAAAUACAUGCAAUUUACAUGAUAUAAAACUGUUUUUAUGUGAGGAUGUUGGAAGUAUUGGACAUGGAAUAGAAGAAAUAAAAUAUAAAUGGAAGUAAGAGAAAUAAGAAUCAUUUGUAGUCAGGUUUAAUAGGUAUAGAUAAGAAAACAUAAUAAUUGUUGAUAUUAUAAAAAAAAUAAAUAAAAAAUAAAAAUAAAGAAUUAAUAUUGAGAUGGUUUUUGGGAAAUGAAAAUGUAAAUAAAGUAAAAAACAAUUAGAUAGUCAAGCGAAGCUAUAUAGGUUAUGGAAUGAUUGUGACAGAUAUAAUGAGGAGAUGUGGACAUUUAACCCUCACCGGUUACGACAGGAUUUCAGGACGAAGGAGUAAACUGUAUAAUAUUUUGUUAUUUCUAUUUAUAAGGACUGUAACAACGACGGGACAAUUGAUUGCAGUGAUUACGCGGCCAUUCACAUGCAAGGAGGGUACGGAUGUAGCGAUCCGUUAGACGGGAACUACAAGAGCGUUUACGAAGACUGCAUGUACCACACACUUGUCAACGAAGUAUUCAGCAAAGAUGUUCCGCCACAGCCACUACGCCCUUCCACGAAUAACCCAAACGACGACCGUGUAAUCUUUCCGAACUCGUAGAAAACUUCACACGUAUCAUAGUCCGCAGACCUAGUACCUAUAGUGAAUUGCACUCUGAUCAAAAAUUAAUGGGAAGAAAUCUCAUAAGCAAAAUAGGGUAUCUAUAAAGAAAAGAUGAAAUUGUUCUCGUGAAAUCAGUGUUUCAUAAAUUAUUUUAUAGUAAAAACACAAUCAAUUUUUCUAGCUAGAUACCUCUUUUUGUUUAACAAAAUGCCUAACUUUCUCACAAUGGUCAUAGAGGAUAUAGAACGAGCAGUUCCCUAUAGUCUAUAGUAUGCAUACCAUACUAUAACGCUGUAAAUAUUUUUUAUUAACUGAUAAUAAAAUCUACUUUAAUAUACGUAGUGAAUAAUGAUUUUUUUGCUAAUAUUAAAUAAUAUGUUUCAGCCGAAAUAUGAUAAUAACAUAAUUCGAUUGGCGGCUACUAUAAAUCGUUCAUCACUCAAAUUCUUUUACAUUUUAAUAGAUUUUGAUAAUUAUUUUUAUUUCCCAGAAUUAGUAACUUUUUUCGUAGGUGAGGCUUGAAUUUUUAUGUAAGUACAUAAUUUUAUUCAAUAUAGAUUUAUUAAUUCUGAUUAAAAAUGUGUACGUUUAAUAACACUCUGAAUGAAAAAUAAUUUUUUUAUUUUACACAGUGUCGGUUUAGCACACCAGACCAUUU